CUGAAUAAUACCUUUUGAAUUGGCACCCUAUUCCAUGUUAUGGAACACUGUGACCUGUAAGUGUGGCAAUGGUUCUGUCAUUUCUGUGUUUUCGUGUCCAGACAUAUGACAUGUGGAAAUUUGGAGGUUAUUGGUUUCAUUGUUUAUAAAUAAAUAAACGUACAAAUUAUUGUAAACUUGUUGGGAAGUCCAGUAACGAAGUUUAAGUUUAUGUGACUUCUGUAGAAUGUAGAAUAACUGAAUUAUAAAUGAUUUUCUCAACAAAAGUAUUAUUAACUCUAUCCUAAUUCGAAUGGAAAUUGGAAAAAAAUGAAUAGUAUGGAAAAUAGUUGUUGUGUCUGCCUGAACAAUUUCUUAGGUCUAAAUAAACUAUCGAAGAAAGAUGACAAUAAUGUAACUUUGUUUUCAAAACUGCAAAUAAGUGUUUCUCAAAUUGAAUGGAAAGUAGGGUACCAAAUCUGUGAACCAUGUACCAAUUUAUUAAGUAUUGUUUAUACAUUUCGAGAAACUUGUAUAAAGUCCGAUGCUGUUCGGAAAGUACAGUUGGAAAACUCUUCUGAGGAAAAAGAAAAAAUUAAAGUCGAAGAGAAUGUUGAUUCUUCAGAAGAUAUUGAAGAUUCCGAUGAAAAGAAGCAAGAUGAAGAUGAGGACUAUGAGGAUGAAGAUGAAUUUGAUGAUGAUCCCACUAAUACUCUUUCUAGUGAGGAAGAUGAAAAAAAGGUGGAGGUUAAUGUCAAACUCGAGAUUAUCAGAGAUAAAUCCACAUCAUCAUCUAAACGAAAAAGAAAAGUUUUACAAUUUCAAUGUGAAAAAUGUACCAAUACCUACAAUUCAAGCACUCUUUUUGUGAGACAUUGUGUUGAAGAGCAUGGCAUGAAUAGUAAAGAUGUUAGACCUUUUGUUUGUACACGAUGCAAUAGCCGCUUUGGUAACUCCUCUAAUCUUAUGCAACAUAUUAAAUAUCAUGAAGCUGUGAGGUCAAAUAUGUGUACAUAUUGUGGAAAAGGAUUCAUUACUAAAACGGAUCUAAACAUACAUGAAAAACAGCACCUUAAUAUGAGAGAAUAUAAGUGUGAAACUUGUGUCAAAAGUUUCAAUACUCACAAAGACUUGAGGUCUCAUAAACUUGUGGUGCAUACAGAUCCACAACUCUGGAAAUAUUUCUGUCAGAUAUGCAACAAACCAUUCCCUAUAAAAUCCAACUAUGAUUGUCAUAUGCGUAGACACACUGGCGAUAAAAAGUUUCAGUGUCAUUUGUGUGACAAAAAGUUUACUGACAAAUGCGUGCUGCAGCGUCAUAUGAGGACACACUCGAAUGUGAGGGAUUUCAAAUGUUCUCAUUGUGAUAAGGAAUAUAAAGAUAAACGUGUGAUGCAAAUUCAUAUGGCCAAAAUACAUGGAAUAGGAGUGGGAGAAAUCAAACUGCCUUCUAAGGAGAGGAAGUAUAUUUGCCAUAUGUGUCCCAAGGCCUAUUAUGCCAAAAAUAAACUGACAAGGCAUUUAUACACCCAUACAGGAGAGAAGCCAUUUUUUUGCAAUAUUUGCAAUAAGAAUUUUAAUGAUAAAUCAUAUGUUAAACAACAUAUGAAGAAAACACACUAUUGUAAUACAUAAUAAUGAUAUGUAGGAUUUAAUAGUUAAACAUAUUUUAUUUACAGUAUGUUUAUACAGUAUUUUAAUUUUUUAUUUAUUGAAUAAAUGCUAUAAAGC
Messenger RNA from Leptinotarsa decemlineata (Colorado potato beetle), 1710 nucleotides. RefSeq lists its product as uncharacterized. Gene Ontology annotation, molecular function: RNA polymerase II cis-regulatory region sequence-specific DNA binding; zinc ion binding; DNA-binding transcription factor activity. The record is from RefSeq and is a predicted model, not a curated record. Gene Ontology annotation, cellular component: nucleus. NCBI's taxonomy places the organism in Eukaryota, Metazoa, Arthropoda, Insecta, Coleoptera, Chrysomelidae. Gene Ontology annotation, biological process: regulation of transcription by RNA polymerase II.